AUUAAAUUAAAAGUAUUGUAGCCGGUAAAGAAAAAAACAAGUAAACCGAAAUCAGUAAGAAUCAAUUCCGGUUAAGAAUAAAAUGCCAGUUCUCGUUAUCGGGUAUCCCAUUAAAAUUGGGAAGGCCCUAAGCAAGCGGCCCAUUUUGGGCCCGUUUAGUUGUGAAACAAGUCGUUUUGCCCAAAAAUAAAAUAAAAUAAAAAUUCCGAACAGAGUGGCAUCACCGGAGAUGGAGACAAUAUCGGCGGAAGACGUUGGCAUCGGCGUUGAUCUAUUCCCGGCGCUCUCUCCUCUCACCUUCUCUCUCUACGACUCCUUCCUCUCCUCUCACUGCUCAUCCUGCUUCUCCCUCCUCCCCCACCCGCCGCACCAUCUCUACUGCUCCCUCGUCGACGAUUCUCCCACCGUCUCUCCUCCGGACCUAUCCCCGAUUCUCUCAGCCUCCGACAUCCGAGCAGCUCUCCGUCUCCUCAACUCCAUCUCCUCCUCCUCCGCCGCCGCCUCUUUGCCGCACCGGUUCGGCGGCCUUCUCACCAACCACCACCGCCUCAUGGCCGAUUCUUCCUUCUCCGUCGCUAUCCGACGCGCCGCCAGUUUCAUCUCCGCCGUUCUGAGGUCUGACCGGAAAGACACCGUGUUGGAGGAAGCGGCUAUAUGCUCUGUGCUAACGAACGCCGUGGAGGUGCAAGAUAGAGCCGGAGUUGCUUUAGGGAUCGCAGUUUAUGGCUCGCGAUUCUCUUGGAUCAACCACAGCUGCUCUCCGAACGCUUGUUACCGUUUCGUGAUCUCUCCUCCUCACAGCACCACAACGCCGUCGUUUCAGGAAACUCUUCCUCGCAUCACCACCAACACAGACAAGGAACAUUUUAGCAGCAAUUACGAAGGUACAGUGAGAUAUGGACCAAAGGUAAUUGUUAGAAGCAUCAAGGGGAUCAAGAGUGGUGAAGAGAUUACUGUAUCAUACAUCGACUUAUUGCAACCAACGGGAUUGAGACAGUCAGAUUUGUGGUCCAAAUAUCGAUUUAUUUGUAACUGUGGAAGAUGUGAUGCAUCACCUCCAGCUUAUGUGGACUAUAUUCUAGAGGGAGUUGUUGCCUUGGAGCAUGAUAUAACAACCGUUGGUCAUCAUGACCGAGCCGCCACAGUUGGAAAGAUGACCAAUCACAUCAAAGAAGCCAUAGAUGAUUUUCUAUCAGACGACAUUGAUCCUGCAACAUGUUGUGAGAAGAUUGAGGGUGUUCUCCAUCACGGCAUUCUGGAUUCUUCUUCACUGCGGUUACAUCCAAGUCACCAUGUCGCUCUGCAUGCCUACAUUACUCUGGCUUCUGCUUACAGAAUCCGUUCGUUUGAUUCUGAAACUGAUGACGUUGGGAGGGCUUUUGAGAUGAGCAGGAUAGGUGCAGCUUACUCUCUCUUCCUCGCAGGUGUCUCUCACCAUCUCGUCUCCGCGGAACUUUCUUUUGCUAUCUCUGCUGCAAAUUUUUGGACCAGAGCUGGAGAGUGCUUGUUGGAGCUUGCCUCCAAGUUUUUCAUGAAGUCUUCUUCCGGAGAAUAUGAUGAUGAUGUCAAGUGCAGAAAAUGUCUUAUGCUUGUUGAGAACCAUGGAGAAAUCAAAGAAAAUUUUAACCAGAUUCUCAAGUGUGCAGUCACCGACAGCUCACAAGCCACAUGGAGUUUCCUCACUCGCGGUUGCCCUUACCUGCAAAACUUUAAGAGUUCAAUUGAUUUCAGCUUGAAGGGGACCAAUUGCAAGAGAGAAGAAUCGAAGAGUGUAGACCAAAGGGUAAGCAUUCUCCUACUCUCUUUUCAUUGCUUACUCUAUGCAGACCUUCUGACUGAUUUAUGUUACGGUCGGAAGUCACAUUCGGUGUCUUAAUCUGUAGCUUUGAUUUUGAGGAUUAUGUAUUUUUUGUAUUGUGUCAUGUCAUCUGUUAAUUAAUUUGAUUCAAGGAAAUGUGUACUCACAGGAAAACUGUUAAAAGACCAGGGAAAUUUACACUUGACAAGAAAAGUCAUUUUUGA
This is a messenger RNA of Brassica oleracea var. oleracea, 2022 nucleotides long. RefSeq names its product protein SET DOMAIN GROUP 41. Lineage: Eukaryota; Viridiplantae; Streptophyta; Magnoliopsida; Brassicales; Brassicaceae. Gene Ontology annotation, molecular function: protein binding. The record is from RefSeq and is a predicted model, not a curated record.